This is a messenger RNA of Dermacentor andersoni, 1393 nucleotides long. RefSeq names its product sodium-coupled monocarboxylate transporter 2-like. Gene Ontology annotation, cellular component: membrane. Gene Ontology annotation, molecular function: symporter activity. Gene Ontology annotation, biological process: sodium ion transport; transmembrane transport. The record is from RefSeq and is a predicted model, not a curated record. NCBI's taxonomy places the organism in Eukaryota, Metazoa, Arthropoda, Arachnida, Ixodida, Ixodidae.
UAUUAAAGUGAAUAACGUGUGCACGAAAUAUUUCUUACGUUUGUCAAACUGUAUUCAAGAAAGUAGGAGCACUUGCGAAAUGGACGUUAUUUUUCUUUGUUGCAGGGUGGGCUACGAGGUGUUGUGUGGACGGACUGCAUGCAAUUCUUUUUGAUACUGAUUGCCCCAACGACGGUUGUCUCCAAGAUAAUAAUUGAUUCUUUUUCUCCGAACUCUGCGGUGCAGUCAUUUGACAAUCAUGACAUCAUGAGAUACAUGGCAGACUACAGUUUCGACAUGACGAGUGACGAAACGGUGUGGUCUUGCUUUUUGGGCUCUUCUGCAAUGUCAAUAUACCGCGUAUGCCUGGAUCAAAUGGUUGUGCAAAGGCUGCUGGCAUCUCGGACGCUCAAGGAAGCUCAAAGAACCGUCUUCACAAGCGUGCUGCUACUUGUUCUGCUUUACUUCGCCGGCCUGUUUCUCGGAGUGGCGAUUACAAUCUGGUUUCGCGGUUGCGACCCUGCCUUACUGGGAGCCAUUUCAAGCAUUGACCAAAUCUUGCCAUACUACGCGAAGACGUACCUUGUACGCGUGCCGGGAUUUGUGGGGCUCUUUCUAGCGGGAAUCAUCAGCGCCGCUACGAGUACAGUGUCUUCUACAGUAAAUUCUCAAGCUGCUAUAUUGUACGUGGAUGUGAUUGCUCGUCGAUACAAGAAUGCUGAGAAGCAUGUAUUGUGGAUUACGCGCGGCACAGCCGUUGCCUUAGGAACUUCCGUGACAGUGUACAGUAUGCUUUGUGCACACAUGGGAUCUGUGACAAGGGCAUUUCUAAUGGUCUACAACGGCGUGACGGCACCGUUUGUUGGCUUGUGCCUACUGGCUGUCCUCUUUCCUUUUGUUCACUCAAAGGGAGCUGGAGUAUCCACGCUUCUCAUGGUUGUGUACCAAUUGUGUCACAUCACCGCUGUCAUCCGAAGUGGGAGGAGGCCACCCAGGAUGGAUAUGUCGCUUGAGUACUGCCAUGAAAACUACAGCCAGCUUCCUUUCACCUUCAACGCGACUCGCUUUGCACCGCAAACUGAGUCCAAAGACACCUUCAUUCUUUUCCGCCUAUCAUAUUUGUGGACUAGUUUCUUCGUUAUAUUCGCCACCAUUUCAAUAGGAGUGCUCGUAAGCGCCAUCACAGGCGAAAUAGGAUUUAAAGAAGGUAAAGAACACCUUUCCUCAGAUUAUGCGGUAAAGCUCUGGCAAAGAACAGGCCUGUUACAUCGUAAACAAAAGCGGCAGGAAGACACGACCAAAGAUAAUAGAGCUUUGAACCAAGAAGAUGAUAUGGACAUUGAAGCAAUGCUGACAAUCCCGAACGAGUCGUCACUUUAAAAGAAUAAAAAAUAAAGAAGUGUCACAAAUUCAA